AUGGAGCCUCUCCACUUGUGUCACUAUGCCACACACCAAUACAAGUUCUCCACCAGUGAAUGCAGCCAGCGGUUGGCCAAGAUUGUGCCCUACGCCAUGUUCAACAAUGGGCAGUGUUGGGGUAUCAAGUGCAAGGAUCCCAGUACCUACCUGUCCAAUGUUGUGCCAAAGGACAAGUUCACAGGGCACAUGGCUUGCAAUGCCAUACUGGGUGAUGAUGACAAGACUGUGGUGUUCAUCACCCAAUCCAAUGCCAUGUUCAGCAUCUGGAUCCUUCCACCUGACCAUGUGCAAGGUUGUUGA
Molecule: messenger RNA, 303 nt
Organism: Acanthamoeba castellanii str. Neff
Lineage: Eukaryota; Discosea; Longamoebia; Acanthamoebidae
Exons: 1
Coding region: 1-303 (100 amino acids)
Source: RefSeq, a predicted model, not a curated record